Molecule: messenger RNA, 4467 nt
Organism: Mizuhopecten yessoensis (Yesso scallop)
Lineage: Eukaryota; Metazoa; Mollusca; Bivalvia; Pectinida; Pectinidae
Product: mucin-like protein
Exons: 22
Coding region: 34-3393 (1119 amino acids)
Biological process (GO): cell-matrix adhesion
Molecular function (GO): calcium ion binding
Source: RefSeq, a predicted model, not a curated record
ACUGUAACAGAAAAAACAUCACCAUCAGCAUCAAUGACAGCAACAGGUGGUGAAGUCUCAGCGCAUGAAACGGAUGUAACAAGAUAUGGUACAGAUAGAACUGGGUCCAGUUCAAGUGGAACAACACCUUCAGCCACAACAGAAAUGCCAACGACGGCUUCUGUGAUAUCGACCGAUAUCUUCACGAUAGUACUGCCUAAAACGGAUGACGGCACCUCAGUGGCAAUCCCUAUUAGCGGAAACAUACCUGUAUACGGAACUAGAUACAAGCAGAUUCACGUGAGCGUGAACGGACUCGUUUCCCUAGGUAACAACUACGUCGGGUACAAUCCUCGUCAUCUGCCGAUCGGAAGUAACGACACAGUUUUAUUUGCUCCAUUUUGGACUGACUUUGACAUUCGGAACACUUCAGAAUCUUCAGUGUUCGCUACUGUAUACCAAAAUGUCAAAAAUACCACCAACAUAACCCAAGAAUGGCGGCAAUAUUUGGAACCUGACUUCAAUCCCACAUGGGCGUUGGACGUACAUUGGGAACAGGUGUGUCCGUUUCCGGCUCAGAUAUACGAUGGGAAAGAAAACACAACAUUCCGGUUAGUUUUGCUCACCGAUGGAGACCGGUCCUUGGUUGCGUUCGACUACGACAAAAACAAAGCCUUACCCUACAGUUUGACGAGGUCACCAAUCAUUGGCCUCUAUUUCGGCUCGGCCGGGUACAGCUCGUUCUUCAACAAAACCGGGACACCAGAGGCCGUGGAUGUGUCCUCAGCCAUGGGGAACAUAGGGCGGAUCGGUAAAUGGUUGUUCAAACUAUAUAACAAGAAUGACGUGAGCAACGCCACAGCCAUUUGCCGUGAUUGGUUGCUGCAGGAAUCACGUGAUGAAGUGACAAGUCCUUUUCCGGCAUGUCCAUGCUCGACGUCUCAAAUAUUUGCCGAUCUCAAUUUUCAAUUCGAUAACGUCACAUACUGCGCUGAUCUUAUGACUCCGACAACAAAAGGAUACGGACUGCACUGCUGCUACAAUCCUACCGACACACCUGUCAGGGGAUCGUUGUUGACAGGGUCACGUGGUCCGAGUGCAUUUUAUCGGUAUCACCCAGAGAUGUAUGCCGCCCUACAUCAAUCACGUGAUAUAGACGCACGUGACGCAUGUUGUACAGACGAUAUAACAUGCAAACAAUAUUUCUCACGACGUAUUGUUUCCUCGUGUUCAAGCUACAAACCUCCCAUUAUCGCUGUGGCUUUCGGAUCUCCUAACCUGCAAACGUUUGACGAAUUGGAAUACACGUUCAGCGGAAAUGAGGAGUAUUUAAUGGCGGAAACGGACACUGGAUCGGCUCUAUAUGGCACAAUGGAGCCGAUCUGGAUAGGUGAUGAUCCAAACAAGCCAAACAACAGCCUGACAGCUUUCACGACUUUCACUUUCGUCGGUACCACCAACGUAACCGUGUCACAAAACGACAAACGGACAGGUAUCGAGCUUACAGUAGCAGGCAAAUCUUUGACCAGCAGCUUUCAACAUAACUCCAAUUUUCGAAAGACGUACCAAAAUAUGACCGUCUACAAGAACCGCGAUGACUGUGUCGUCCUUGUACAAACGCCAGGCUUUUCGACAACAUUCUGUGAAGCGAAAGGGUCAAUUUCCGCCAUGGUCGUCACACCUCCUGAGGCUGUUCGAAACACUAGGGGGUUGCUAGGAACAGCCAACAGCAACAAAUCAGACGAUCUAGGCAUACGCGGUAGAACUGUCGAACCACUUCCGUUAACUUCUACAGACAGGGAAAUAUACUCCCAGAUGACAAGUUGGAGUGUUUCACCGGAUACCAAUAUUUCCUCAUCUCAAAACGGGUCUUCAAACGCAACGGAUGUCACGCCACUUUUCCUAGACGAGAUUUACCCUAACGUCUAUAACGACGUUAACGCCACGGAUUACGUAGCGUGCUUACUCACCGACACAGUGGUAUCUAAAGCCUGUCUGUACAACAGGAUUGUUCUGCAGGAUGACGUCACGGCAAAUAAAACCCGGACCGUAGCAGAUACGAUUAUGAACCAAAAGGAGGUUUUACAGACUCAGAUUCCUCCACUGGAGACGAGCCAAAGCCGGAUUUUGAACGUCACUGUGGGUACACCGAUGUCACUGUACCUAAAGCACGUUCCAAGUGUGACCGCUUCCUGUAACUCCGACAUCACUGCCACCUGUAUAGACAACAGUACAGGUGUGAUGUUUACCUGGACCCCUGUCUCUCUAGAUACAGUACACCUAAGCUUUGCUGUAGAAGACAUCAAACUUGGACUAGCGUCUGAGACUGUGGAGUACGAGAUACAGAUUUGUGACUGUAGUGGGCACGGCGCCUGUAGGUUUGACAGACUUCUCAGCCAAUCUCACCCAUCAGACAACUUCCGCCUGGCUUCGUGUGACUGUGACAUUGGAUGGACAGGAUCUCAUUGUGAACUCGAUUUUGACGGCUGCCAGGGAGCUCCAUGUAGCAGCUGGGGUGCGAACUGCACCGACCUGAUCCCAGCGGAGCAACAGAAACAGAAACACCCAUACAAAUGCAGCGAGUGUCCCUCUGGAUAUAGAAGGAUAGGGAUCGGCUGUUUCGACAUAGAUGAAUGCUAUGAAAACGCCAGCCUCUGUGAUAAUGAGCCGGGCAUCUGUUUUAAUACUAACGGAAAUUACACGUGCCGUUGCCCACGUGAGAGUACGUGGAAUGGAUCCUUAUGCAUUUCUCAUCCAGAACAGUCAACAACCGUCCCAGAAUCCAGCACUGUACAGAGUCCAGUGGAUCUGUGUGGAUAUUAUAACGAAACACACAAGUGUCAGAACAAUGGCACCUGUCAGCUCCAGAACACGAACGACUCCAUUUGUGUGUGUACAUCCGGUUACCAUGGCGACCAGUGCCAGCUACCCAAUGUAGCGAGCCCCAGGGACGGUGACUGGGUCGUCGAGAUCCUCCUACCAGCGGCUGCAGCCGUGGCAAUCGCGAUUGCUACAUUAUGCUGUAUACUGGCAGUAGUACGCAGACGCAAGAAACGAGGUCUAGACGAGGAGUCUGAUCAGGAUAGUUACGGGAUACGAGGAUCGUACGCCGUUCCUUCGUCAAUAUUCCUACCUAGGUUUAACACUAAUUGGCGCCAAUUUUAUGGCUCGCCUAGUACAUGGAAUGACACAGCACCAACAGUUCACAGGGAACGCCCUCUACAGUUCCCUAUCACCUACCCUUACGACAACGAGACCAACUCCAGCAGACCAGCGAAUUCUUUCGACGAUCAGAGUUUAGAUACGACCCCUGAGUGGUGUAACAAUAUUCUACUACAGGAAGAGGAGUUCAACAUCGGGAGACCGAUCUACAAGACCGAGAGAAUUUACCCUCAUCUCGACGACAGCUAUUGAGGACGAGAAUAAGAAGAGAGGCGACUCAAUCGACCUGCGACACGUCCCACUUCUCAAGAUAUAUUAGAAUUAAGUUGGGAUAUUCAUGGAACUUUCUAGAGAAAACACUGGGACUUAUACUGGAAUCUAUAGAAAUAAUUCCUGGACAUAUACUGAAAUCUCUUGAGAUAGUGAUGGGACAUACAUGAAUAACUCUUGAGAUAAUGAUGAAACAUACAAAGAAAUCUCUUCAUGAUGAUUGAACAUACACGGAAAUCUCUUGAGAUGAUGAUCGGACAUAUACGGAAACCUCUAGAGAUAUUCUAUAGAAUCUCUGUAGAUAAUUGUGAGACAUCCACGAGCUAUCUGGAGAUAUUACAGUGAUAUAUUCAGAACAGCAAGAUACGUAUACAAAUACAAUAUUAUUGAAACUUAUGUUUGUUACAUUAUCAGUUAAUGUAACAAAUUCAUAUAUGUCACUGUAGUUUUUUAUACGUGUUCUGAAUUUCGCGAUCUAUGCAUCUAGAUUGUUUUGCCUAAUAUUUGAAUUCGCGAUAGAUAGAUAAAUAAACGAUAUAGUCAACUCGCGUAAUAGGGAGAAAAGUGAACCUUUCGCUAAAAUAAGGUGACUUACAACAUGACGUCAGUUAAUCUUACACAUUUACCAUUACAAUAAGAUAAAAUAUUUAUAUAUGUUAUAUUGAUCUGUUAAUAUAUGGGCUACAAUAGUUCAUAAAUUAAGCUUGGCAUUGUUGAACUGACAUUCCAGAAAUUAAUAUCUAAUUUUUACAAAGAGUUGUUAUUUAACUGCUGACAUUUACUUAAGUGUUCAUUUACCUGUUGUGAUGUCAUAAAAGAUACCAAUGGGUUACCUUUCAUUACCAUAUCAUAUACGUUGAGGUAACAAAAAAAAUCAUUAAUCAUUAAUGCUGUCGGAAAGACGUUCAACUUUACUGUUAUAAAACAUUGAGUUGGUGAUACGCCUAGCGCUUUCAUAGAUAGGCAAACACUGUGGAGAGAGUGAACGUUUUUCGUUCUUUAUAUAUCGUUAAUUAUUUUUGAGUGUGAAAUACAACAGUUUAUAAUAAUAUAUAA